AUGACUUCCUAUCAAGAGUUAACGGCCGAAGGGGAGAAUAGCCCUCUGUUAACGGGCUGCUGCCGAGCAAAAGAGGUCAUAAACCAGGACCUGGGCAGCAGGUCUUAUCCUGAACUCGGUGGUCGUGAUGAGGAGGGGAAAGUGGAGGUGGAAGUUGCCUCGGGAUUUUAUUCUCCGCGUCUGACUUUGUGCACCUCUUCGGACAGCCCUCCUCCUCCAGGGUUUGAGACUCUGGAGGGAUUCUCGACACUGGCCUGCCCCCACUCAUCCCGUGUCCCCUGGCGGUGCAGGGCGCAGGGGCAGGGCUCUCCAGGACGUGGAUACUGCGCGUCAGAUAAAGAGAAGCCACAGCGCUUUGGGUCACUUACGGAGGAAAUUCAAAUUUACCCUCACAAUAUCCCCGAGAUUCACGUCGCCGUGGGAAGCUCCACGAGCCCGGACUGUAAAGGAGCUGAUACGGAUGAAAGGAGUAAAACUUUUGAGUGGAUGAGAGUAAAGAGGAGUCAGCACCGGGCGGUCAGGACGCGCAUGACCUGUGGGUUCAGUAUUGUUGACUCGGGCCUCGGUGUGGUGGAGGCUGGAAAUCGCAGCAUCUGCGCGGACGGCCAUCCCACGAUGAACGGAGCCCCGAGGAUCAGUUACAGCACCAAGCAGCUGACCGAGCUGGAGAAGGAGUUCCACUUCAACAAGUACCUGACGCGGGCCAGGCGGGUGGAGGUCGCCGGCGCCCUGCAGCUUAGCGAGACCCAGGUGAAAGUUUGGUUUCAGAACAGACGCAUGAAGGAGAAGAAAUUACAGAGAGACGGGCUACUCUCCGACCCAAGGCCCGCGGCUCCGCACUCACACGCCGACACUUUGGACACCUGCCCCUUCCACGGACCGACCUAG
Molecule: messenger RNA, 888 nt
Organism: Pelmatolapia mariae (spotted tilapia)
Lineage: Eukaryota; Metazoa; Chordata; Actinopteri; Cichliformes; Cichlidae
Product: homeobox protein Hox-D1
Exons: 2
Coding region: 1-888 (295 amino acids)
Biological process (GO): regulation of transcription by RNA polymerase II
Cellular component (GO): nucleus
Molecular function (GO): RNA polymerase II cis-regulatory region sequence-specific DNA binding; DNA-binding transcription factor activity, RNA polymerase II-specific
Source: RefSeq, a predicted model, not a curated record